Cucumis melo (muskmelon) is the source of this 1682-nucleotide messenger RNA. Its product is annotated as KH domain-containing protein At1g09660/At1g09670. Gene Ontology annotation, biological process: regulation of mRNA splicing, via spliceosome. Gene Ontology annotation, molecular function: mRNA binding. NCBI's taxonomy places the organism in Eukaryota, Viridiplantae, Streptophyta, Magnoliopsida, Cucurbitales, Cucurbitaceae. The record is from RefSeq and is a predicted model, not a curated record. Bases 337 to 1206 code for a protein of 289 amino acids. Gene Ontology annotation, cellular component: nucleus. The transcript is spliced from 8 exons.
CAUCCACCAGUUUGCCCAUUUCUCAUUCGCAUUCGCAUUCCCAUUCCCAUUCCCAUUCCCAUUCCCAUUCCAUUCCUCAUCUCAUUUUCUCGUUUCAUUGCCACUGACCCAACAACAACAACCAACAUCAUCACACACUCGAAUUCGCAACCCAAUACACCUCUUCACGAUCUUCUUCUUCUUCUUCUUCUUCUUCUUCUUCUUCACAGGGCUUCCCCCUUUCCCCCCACCGCUAAUACUCUCAACCAAUCCCCUUUCAAGUUUCAACCCACUACCCUUUAUCUCUUUCCCCCAGAUUCAUCGCCUUCUUCCCUCUUUCUCCAAAGUUUAUGCGUGAUGGGGGAGAGAACCCCACCUGGGAGUUACUUCCAUUACCCUCCCCCUUCUGCUCAUGCAUCCCCUCACAGGACUCCUUCCAUCCCUUUAGAUCGGGAGAGGUGUCUAGCGGAAUUACUGUCAGAGAGACAGAAGUUGGGUCCCUUCGUUCAAGUUUUACCUCAUUGUAGCAGACUUCUGAAUCAGGAGAUCAGACGUUUAUCAGGCCUUAAUCAAACUUCUGUGGAUCAUGAGAGAUUUGAGCAUGGCAGUCCUUACAGGUCACUAGGUCAGCUAUCAAAUGGAAGACCAAUGGACAUGGAAGGUUGGCCUCCAAUGCAAAUGGAGGGAAGUGGACAUGUCCAUGGUAUGGGUCCCCUUCAAGCUCAUUCAAUGGGUUGGCCGAGGGUGCAAGGAAUUCCUACUACUCCAAUAGUUAAGAGAGUCGUUAGACUUGAUGUACCUGUUGACAAAUAUCCAAAUUAUAAUUUUGUUGGACGACUUCUGGGACCGCGUGGAAACUCCUUGAAAAGAGUUGAAGCCUUGACAGAAUGUAGGGUGUACAUAAGAGGCAAGGGAUCUAUCAAGGAUGCUUUAGAGGAAGAGAAACUAAAGGACAAACCUGGCUAUGAGCAUCUUAAUGAGCCCUUGCAUCUGUUGGUUGAGGCAGAAUUUCCAGAGGAUACAAUAAACGCACGCUUGGAUCAUGCAGUGGCAGUUUUAGAAAGUCUUUUGAAACCCGUGGAUGAAUUGCUGGAUCAAUAUAAGAAGCAACAACUAAGAGAACUUGCACUACUAAAUGGCACCCUAAGGGAGGAAAGUCCAAGUAUGAGCCCGAGCAUGUCGCCAUUUAACAGCACUGGGCUCAAACGAGCCAAGACAGGGAGGUAGGAGUAAUGACUUCGGACAACAAGCAUCAUCGUUCACAAACAACACCACGGUAGCUGUUUUCAUGAUUGAAUAGGAAGUUAAUGUCUUGAGAGCUUUUGCUGCCUUUUUACUCACCACAAGGUCAAGAGUUCUGCUGAUUUUACUCUCUGCUAAAUCUGAUAGGCGAUCUGCUUAUUUGGCUGACCACUUUUUUCCCUAAUAUGAUGGGAGGGAAGGAGAAAACCCCUCCCCCCCAAUUGAACAUUAUUUCAUUUGUUUUUUACUUCCCUUUUUCUCUAAGGUAGUUAUUUAAUUUAGGUUAAAUUAUAAAUGCAGCCCCAUAAACUUUAAUGGGUUGUGCCAAUUUAGUCCUUAAAUUUAAUAUGCUCUCUGAACUACAGCAUUAGACUUCAAAUUGUGAUUCUAUGUAGUUUCUGAUGGUAACAGAGUUGUUUAAAUGUGGUCUAGCUACUCAAAAAAAUCCCUAAUUUCUAGUU